Messenger RNA from Owenia fusiformis, 389 nucleotides. NCBI's taxonomy places the organism in Eukaryota, Metazoa, Annelida, Polychaeta, Sabellida, Oweniidae. The record is from the annotation of a GenBank genome assembly.
UCCUCAUUUACGCAAAGGGAGAUGAAUUUAUCCAUAUUUGUUGCAGCGGCCUUAGUGGCUGUUGCAGCUGGCCAAUGUGUCGAUAGACUCAGCAGUUGUUCCUCCAGCAAGGCAAGGGGGUACUGUACAGUAGAUAGAUAUGUUUUGAACUACUGCAGGAAGACUUGCGGUGGAUGCACUAAAUCUGCUGAAACUACAUGCUGGGACAAGUCCACAUCUUGUAGAUUCUAUAAAGGAACAUCACGAUGCCAGAGCACAUUUGCCAAACAGUAUUGUCAGUUCUCUUGCAACCUUUCCAAGGGCAAGACUUGCGGAAAUAUUGUUCCAGGAACUCGACCAACAGCAAGACCAACCACUCGAGUAACCAGACCCACUCCUACAACUCCAAC